Molecule: messenger RNA, 2461 nt
Organism: Phalacrocorax carbo (great cormorant)
Lineage: Eukaryota; Metazoa; Chordata; Aves; Suliformes; Phalacrocoracidae
Source: RefSeq, a predicted model, not a curated record
UCCUCCUCCUCCUCCUCCUCCUUUAUUUAUUUAAUUUAUUUUAUUGCAUUUAUUUAUUUAUAUUCACCGGAAUAAUAAAAAUGAGAAAAUCCGAGCGCUGCUCUUGGCUGCUCUCCACCAACCUGUCAGUGACGCAAGCGGAGACUACUUAAAGGCAGAUUAGAGGCAGCAAGACAUUACAAGCCAACCUUCCUCCCUCCACGCCGCGGGUCCGCCGCGCCGCGCCGCGCCACGAGCCGAGCGGGCCGGGCCGGUGGCGGCCGCCGUGGGGCCCCGAGCCCAGCCCAGCCCAGCUGAGCCCAGCCCAGCCCAGUCCAGCCCGGCCCAGCCGAGCCGGGAGUCCUCGGCAGGGCUGCCGCCUCCAGCCCCCUUCCCGCCACGGGACUGAGGGCGGCAGAGAGGGGUUGCGCUGCUGUUUGUUUUCCUUCCCCCGAAAAAAAAAAAAAAAAGGAAAAGAAAAACAAAAAAGGAAGGGAGGGGGAAAGGAAGAAGAAGUGAAGAGAUCCCCUCCGCUUGCCAAAGUCUUUGUCUCCGGAUGAACAGCGAUGGGGGAAUGGACUAUUCUAGAGAGGCUACUGGAAGCUGCCGUGCAGCAGCAUUCUACUAUGAUAGGGAGGAUCCUGCUGACCGUGGUGGUGAUCUUCAGGAUACUCAUUGUGGCCAUUGUAGGGGAGACGGUGUACGACGACGAGCAAACGAUGUUCGUCUGUAACACGCUGCAGCCAGGCUGCAACCAGGCUUGUUAUGACCAGGCUUUCCCUAUUUCUCAUAUAAGGUACUGGGUGUUCCAGAUCAUCAUGGUGUGCACCCCCAGCCUCUGCUUCAUAACGUACUCUGUUCACCAGUCUGCUAAGCAAAGGGAACGGAGAUAUUCCACUGUCUUCCUCACCUUGGAGAGGGACCAGGAUUCAAUGAAACGUGAGGACAGUAAGAAAAUCAAGAACACGAUUGUCAAUGGGGUGCUGCAGAACACCGAGAACUCCACCAAAGAGGCGGAACCGGACUGCUUAGAAGUGAAGGAAAUCCCCAAUCCUGCUAUCAGAACUACAAAGUCAAAGAUGAGGAGGCAAGAAGGCAUUUCUCGGUUUUAUAUCAUCCAAGUGGUCUUUCGAAAUGCCCUAGAGAUCGGAUUCUUAGUGGGACAGUAUUUUCUGUACGGAUUCAAUGUCCCUUCCAUGUACGAAUGUGACAGAUACCCCUGCAUUAAAGAAGUAGAGUGCUAUGUCUCUAGGCCCACUGAGAAGACCGUAUUCUUGGUAUUCAUGUUUGCUGUCAGUGGGAUUUGUGUGGUGCUCAAUUUGGCAGAACUGAACCACUUGGGCUGGAGAAAAAUCAAAAUGGCAGUGAGAGGAGUACAGGCAAAAAGGAAAUCCAUAUACGAAAUCAGAAAUAAGGACCUGCCAAGAAUGAGCAUGCCUAACUUUGGCAGGACUCAGUCAAGUGACUCAGCUUAUGUGUGAGGCUGUGACAGAAGUGAAACACCGUGCCAGGUGGAACAGACCCAUGCACCAUUAGAGAAAGGUACAUUGCUUAGGCAAGCAUUUUAUCAAACCACCAAGAAAGCCAUUAAGGUAUUGGAUCUGCACUUACUGAACUAGCUGCAAAAUGCAGUGCUAUGUAAAAGACUGAAAAACCAGCUAUAAAACCAUGCUUGAUCUAGCCUUACAGCACAGCUACUAUUAUUCCGACUUUUCUUUCUAAUGAAUGGGUGUUAUCUGUCAGCGGACCGGCUUUUUGGUCGUCAUUAGGAUAAGUUUACAGUUUGGACUGUCUGACUAAUUGUUGUAAACGUGUAGAAUGUUCAUAUUAAAAAUCUGCAAGGAUACGGGGUGGGAUGGGGGUGGGGAAACUGUUGCAAUGUGCAGAUGUAAGCAUGUUUUACAAGGAGGGUAAUUGCACUGUAAGAAACCUGACCACAGCUCAAUCAGGAUAUCUGCUUCACCUAUCUCACAGAUGUCUUAUAUUGUUUUCCUUGUCUAAAUCACAGAGUUUAUUCCUGGUGUGUAUUACUACCUAUUUUCUAGCAUAGUUUGUGCAUCAAUUACUUAUGCUGAACAAUAAAUGCUGAAUAUAAUUUUGCCAUUUUUGUUUGCCUGUCCACACACACACACCAGAGACCUUAAUCACCUUACAUUAGUUGUGAUCCACAAAAUAUAUCAGUACAUUUCAGUUCAUUCCCUAGUAUGUGCAUGAAUAAGAUGGAGUUGGUUCAUGUCAGCCAACUUAUGUAUUUACCUACAAUUACCUAUGAUGACACACAUACCAAAGGAACAGAGUUCAUUGCUUUUAACUGUGAACCUAUCACCUUCUCUCUGCUCUUAUUUAUAUAAGUGCCAUAUUUGAAACACCUAACUCUGUACUUAGUCAAAAGGUUGUCUUGGGAUACCAGCUGGAAUAAAGCGAUUUUAUACUCUCCUUUGUUUAUUUUAUGCUAUUUAUUUAGUCAUUGCAAUGGUGUAAA